Messenger RNA from Vitrella brassicaformis, 1742 nucleotides. The record is from the annotation of a GenBank genome assembly. NCBI's taxonomy places the organism in Eukaryota, Vitrellaceae.
GCCCGAUGGAUUCACUCACUGAUCCGUUUAUAAAGCCAACCAACAUCAGUACGUAUGUAUGUGAAGUUUCCUUGUAGGCCAGGCACGCCCCAGUCAGUACUCUAGCGCUAGUGAUGGAUAUCAUAUCGAAUGCUCACACAAAUGAACAAGUGCGUAUGCCUAUACGUUUACGUACACAUGAGCGGGACAUUGCAUUGCUCGCACAACUAAAGACAGUGUCUGAACCGAUCAGGAUCAGUAGGUCGACAACAGAGCACUCCCGCCGCCCCCGCCCCCGCCCCCGCCCCCGCCGCUGCUGGCAGCUGCCCCCUCACUGUCGCCCUCGCCCUGGCCGCCCUCUUGCGUCCUGUAUUUGACGGCACUUGGCGUGUUGUACGCGCCGUGUUCCACCAGCAAGAACUGGGCCAGCUUGGCCAACGAGUUCACCUGUGGGGUGGGGUGGGGAAACAAACACGCAUAUGUAUGACACAGUAGGGUGUGGUAGCAUGCAUCCAUGUGUUGUUUGUAGGUAUCCACACGCACCUUCUCUUUGGUGACUUGAUUCAGCGUCUUCAAGGAGGCCUUCUCCUUCGCAGUCCGCGCAGCCACCUGCAGAUCGUCCCACAGGAUCCACACAAACAUCCAGCAUUUGUGUAUCGGUGGCUGGGCGAGUGGAGGUGCAUACCAACCAUUUCCUGGCUCAUGCCGGCAUUGGCUACCGACAGGAAGUCGAAGCUCAUCCCGGAUGAGAGGCCUGGAGGGACGGGGGCCUCAAAAGGCCACACGGGGGGCAUUCCGUAGAUCCACAAGACCUGCACACACACACACACAUAGUCAGCCUGUGUGUAGUGUGUCCAUCUGUCGGCAUGUAUACGCUUUCCCUCGUCCGGUUCAUGUGGAAUUCGUUGGUGACGAAGACGAGGCUUCUCAUGUCCAUCGGCUCCGUGAUCAGCCGACGGAGGGCGUAGAUGUUGCCUGUGGAUACACGCACACAAACAAACAUCCAUACGUGUGCAGGCGCCAUUGAUGCGGCAUACAUACCGAUGGUGUCGAGGCUCCACCUCUCCAUGAGUAUGCGGUCUGUCGACACGCCAUGCUCUGCCAGAUACCUGCACGGACACACAGGGAGGCAGGCAGGCAGGCACAGCAAGUCCAUCCACACACACACAUGCACUUCAUCUGUGGCUGCUGAUGGAUGGAUGGAUGGCAUUGCCCCAACUUGCUAGCUCACUUUGCCCCUGCCGCCGCUUCAUCGAUGGGCACGCCUUCGCUGUCGAGUGGAGGCGCCUUGUGAGUCGUCCCCCUGCAGCGCAGAAACAAACGCACAGAGAACAACGCAAUCGAUGGAUGAACAUGCCUACACGCACACAUACACACGCACACACACACUCACCGUGAGAGCAGGAUGUAGUAUUUGGUCUGUUUGUCCAGCGUCAGGGCCCUCUUCAGACGCUCCACUACCCACGGAUGCGGAACCCUGCAAUGCAUUAAUGACGAACGAACGGACAACAGACAGACAGACACAUGUUGGUGAGUGAAUGGAUGGAUGCGCAUGUGGGCAUAUAUGUGCAUCUGGCCGUCAUGCGCUGGAGAUCUCCCUCCCUCUCACCCCUGCUGGUCCACCCCGCCGCCCGGAAUGAUGACUGCAUCAUACAUGGGCGGCUCAUCUUCGCUCUUUCUCUGCGUCUUGCUCAUGCAGCAGCUCUGUGCCAUUGUUCCUUCGGGAGAUCAACAAACGGGACCAUACUUCAACACCAGCGACG